Molecule: messenger RNA, 1490 nt
Organism: Camellia sinensis
Lineage: Eukaryota; Viridiplantae; Streptophyta; Magnoliopsida; Ericales; Theaceae
Product: NAC domain-containing protein 2
Biological process (GO): regulation of DNA-templated transcription
Molecular function (GO): DNA binding
Source: RefSeq, a predicted model, not a curated record
GCAAACAUUUCAAACACCCUCUCUUCUCAUCUCCUACUAAGCCUCCCCUUAUCAUCUAGGACAAGAUAAGAAAACUACUCUCAAUUUUUCUUAGAACCCAUACUAUCUUUUCAUUUGGUAGACUAAUUGGAGGAACCAAUAUAUAUUGUCACCCAUCUCUUGCUUUUGAUCUUCUUUGAUAUUCAUUCAUACAACAAUGGUGGGAAAGAAUAGUUCAAACCUCCCUCCUGGCUUUAGGUUCCACCCAACUGAUGAGGAAUUGAUCAUAUAUUAUCUACGAAACCAGGCCAUGUCACGGCCAUGCCCGGUAUCCAUCAUCCCAGAAGUUGAUAUCUACAAAUUUGAUCCUUGGGAAUUGCCUGAGAAAGCCGAAUUCGGAGAAAAUGAAUGGUACUUCUUCAGUCCCCGUGACAGGAAGUACCCGAAUGGAGCGCGGCCCAAUAGAGCAGCUGUGUCUGGUUAUUGGAAGGCCACAGGGACAGACAAGUCCAUUUACAGUGGAUCUAAAUAUGUGGGUAUCAAGAAAGCACUUGUGUUUUACAAGGGUAAGCCACCAAAGGGUGCUAAGACAGAUUGGAUUAUGCAUGAAUAUAGAUUGAAUGAUUCAACAAGACCAACCAGCAGGCAAAAUGGGUCUCUAUCUAUGAGGUUGGAUGAUUGGGUCCUAUGCAGGAUCUACAAAAAGAAAAAUAUGGGAAGAGUUUUGGAGCAAGGGGUUGAAGAACUGGGUGCUCAAAUAGUGACUACAAAUGAUGUUAGUGACUCUCCAAUGCUAAAAUUUCCAAGGACUAGUUCACUUUCUCAUCUAUGGGAAUUAGACUGCUUGGGCUCACUUUCUCAACUAUUAAAUGACAAUUCAUACAACUCAAACUCGGAUUACCAAAACAUGAUGGGCAGCGCUGGAAAUGGCGCCCGAGGGAUCGAGAAAAUUCAGUUGGGGGAAUUGCCAUACCAAUACAUGGAUUCAAUGAAAUUCCAAGCUGACCAUAGUGGUGCAGUAGUAAUGCAGCCAACUUUUGUGAAUCCAGUGUUUCAGUUUAAGUGAUUUUGCGUAGUUGUGGGCAUUGGGAAAUUGUUAGAUUUGAUUAGUUAGGUUUGAUUUGAUGGGGUUAUAAAUUGUUAAAAUGCAAACAAAUAUUAUACGUUUGAUUUGGGCUAUGAGAAUUCUGUAAAGUUAAAGAUCCAGAUCCACCUGCAAUUUUUGAGUCCAUUGAUCUAUACUAGGCAUUCAUGAAAGUUAUGGAGGUAUUGGCUUCUAAUAAGACUUCAAUGGAUGUUAAACAAAGCCCUCUUAAUUUGUUCAUCAUCAACAAUGGCAAUUUCUCAAUAAGCCUUUAACCACGGUAUGGAUUGCAGUAAUAUCCAAUAGAUUGUUCAUAUUAAUGACUAUGAAGAAAACUACUGUCAUGGAUUGGAUGUGGAUUCAAUUAAACCUUACAGUUGUAUCAGUUUAUGCAUCCCAAGAUAUGCAAUUUGAGUAAUUUUCAGGA